Messenger RNA from Sphaerodactylus townsendi, 3241 nucleotides. RefSeq names its product VAMP associated protein B and C (gene VAPB). Gene Ontology annotation, cellular component: endoplasmic reticulum membrane; plasma membrane. The coding region runs from base 241 to 969 and encodes 242 amino acids. Gene Ontology annotation, molecular function: FFAT motif binding. Gene Ontology annotation, biological process: endoplasmic reticulum membrane organization. The record is from RefSeq and is a predicted model, not a curated record. Lineage: Eukaryota; Metazoa; Chordata; Lepidosauria; Squamata; Sphaerodactylidae. The transcript has 6 exons.
CGUGGCGAGGGAGGCAAGCGCACGCCCGCCCAGCCAGCCAGCUUGCCGGCUUCUCCCCUCGCCGCCUCCCAGGCUCCGCUGUGCGCCGCCCUCGAAGCGCAGCCCUCCUCCUCCUCCUCCCCCCACCCCCCGCUCCGGCCAGGCCCUCCGGAGGGUGAGCCCAGCGGCCCGGGCGCGUCGCCGUCUCUUCGCUGCGCUCUCCAGCUCCGCCCGGUGCCACCGACCAGGCGCGGGAGGACCAUGGCCAAAACCGAGCAGGUCCUGAGCCUGGAACCGCAGCACGAGCUCAAAUUCAGAGGCCCGUUCACAGAUGUCGUCAUUACAAAUCUGAAACUUGGCAACCCUACAGACAGAAAUGUUUGCUUCAAAGUCAAGACUACAGCGCCACGCAGAUACUGUGUGAGGCCCAACAGUGGAAUUAUAGAUGCAGGAACGUCUAUUAAUGUCUCUGUGAUGCUACAGCCCUUUGAUUAUGACCCUAAUGAGAAAAGUAAACACAAGUUCAUGGUUCAGUCGAUGUUUGCGCCAACUGAUACUUCAGACAUGGAAGCGGUAUGGAAAGAAGCAAAGCCAGAAGAACUCAUGGAUUCGAAACUUAGAUGUGUGUUUGAGCUGCCAGCAGAAAAUGAUAAACCUCAUGAUGUAGAAAUAAAUAAAAUUAUAUCCACAGCUGCAACAAAGACAGAAUCUUCUGUAAUGUCUAAAUCAUUAAGUUCUUCUUUGGAUGACAGUGAAGUUAAGAAAGUAAUGGAAGAAUGUAAGAGGCUGCAAUUAGAAGUUCAGAGGUUACGGGAGGAGAACAAACAGUUUAAGGAAGAAGAUGGGCUGCGGAUGAGGAAGUCACCCCAGACUAACCACCCAAUCUCUGCUUCUGCUGCCGUGAAGGAGGAGGGUCUCAGCACUAGACUACUGGCCCUGGUGGUCUUGUUCUUUAUUGUUGGUGUAAUUAUAGGGAAAAUUGCCUUGUAGAGGCAGCAUGCUCGAGGAUUGUAAAUCGGAUUGAGGGAUCUGCCAUAUCAUUGGAUUAAAUUUAUUCAUAACAAAUGUUUAAAAAAAAUGUAUGACAUCUCACAGGUCUUGCCUUUUAAAUUUUUACCCCCCCUCCCCCCAGGCACAAAUAUAACAUUUAACAUAACAUAAUCUUCUAGAAAGUUUAAGAUGCACAAGGAGUAAGCAGGAGAAUAAAGGAGUUGCGAGCAAUGAGGAAGAUAAUCAUGAAUUUAACACUAUUAUGCUGCAUUGUUCGGAAAGAAAAAAGUCACUUUAAACAUUUCUCGGAACUUGGUUCAUAUUACUGGACUUCUCUUCUUGUGGAGGGUUGUGGGGGAGGAAGAGAUUCCUCUGAGGGAGCUAGUCCUUUUUUGGAUACCUGGAGGUUGGCUUAAACAGGAAUCGUGUUGGCUUUUCGUCAAAUAUAUUAAACCGCCGUUCCUCCACAUACGUUUAACAGUUCUGUCAAGUGGGUGUGACUCUGAUCUCUGAAUCUGUCUGCUGUGUUACUCCUUGAGCUGCUCUUGAGAUUCAUCCCAAACAGGCAGCCUGGCCUGGCCUCUCCCAAGUCCCCGUGUUGUCCGCAGGAGCAUUGAUCUGCUGUCAGUGCCACCGUGGAGAGUCACGAUUCCGGGAGGAAGAAAGAAGGGCUAGUAGCAGGUUGGAGGGCUCCUGGCUCCUCCCCUCCCCCCCCCAGGCAACCAGCGGAAUCAGAGCUACAGAACUGAGGGGUGGUCUUGCAGUUGGUCCUAGUUGCAUGCAGGAUAGAUGCAAAGACGAGGUCUCGGAAGGCGGUGGGGGGGCGUGGAGCAGAAUAGACGGAGAGAUUGUGGGAGGGGGCUCAGUUUCUGUGCCGCCUCGUCAGGGAGACAGACUUGAUAGCCGCUAAGUGGCUUGAUUUGACAUCAUAGGGACCCACUUCCCUAGCCUUCGUUUUGUCAGAUAGCAGAACGGCACUGGUCACUGCGUUACCCUCCCUCCUUGGUGUUAGUUCAGUCAGAUGAAAUAGUUUUCUCCUGUCUGUCUGUCUGUGUUCCACUGGAGAUGACAUCGUGUUAACGGGGACCAUGGGCUUUGCCUCCUUGUCCGUCACAUCCUUUUAUUUUGUUGCCUCCGCUUCUUGUUGUAUUUGUGGAAGUCUUCUCCACUCUGGCCACUGCAGCCAACUCCCACAAGCGUACCCACACAUUGCAGCGUGUGCGCGUUUCAGUGAUGUCUCUCGUAAAGUCUUCCUUCUCUAUCCCCUACAUUCUUGUGAAGCUUUUGAAGAGGAGGAUUUGGGGAUUGAGUCAUGUGACCUGAGGUGGUGGGGGGAAUGCAUCUCCUUCUGGGUGCCCACCAGUAGCAGAUCUUCAUUCAGUGCCUGCUACCUUCUCCAUUUGCCCCCAACAACAACUCUCGGCAACUCAGUUGCAGAGAGAUCCCCCCCCCCUUUGUUUGCCCUUCAUCUGCUUAGUUCUGGUUUUGAAUAGUGCUCAAGAUGGAGAGAUCGUCUCUCCCUCUGAGUGAGACUCAUGCUGGUGGAUCAGGAAAUGACAUAGGCAGAAGUUCUGGUCCUAAGCAAAUAAGUUCACUGCCCUCUGUGUGGGAGAGUUGUACGAGGGUGAAUAGGUUUAGGCCCACAGCUCUCUGAUCUCUCUCACUGUGUCUCCAUUUUAACUUGGUUCUAGACACUAAAGCAGUAAACAGCUUCAAGCUAACUUGGGCUGUAUGGAGAGUCAACUCGAACGGUCCUCUAUUUAGCCGGCUGUGAGGAUCGAGCAUCGUUGCCUUGUUCAAGCGGGACCAAUUACAGUUGCUAUUGGUUCGUGUAGCAGAAUUAAAACUCUUCAUAGUCAAAGACACAAAACGUUUAAUGCAUAUUUAACUUAUUUAAUGUAUCUCAUCUCAUGUUUCCCUUAAUGGUUGCAGAAAUUUGACUACUGCUAUGUAAACAGUUAAACGAGAGAGGAGGGGGAAAGGGCACCUGUUCAAAACUGGUGAAUAGAACUAAUUUUUAUAUUUCUGUUGCUGUAGUGAUGAUGGAUUCUUCCGCCUCCUUAAUGCUUUGGGCACCACAGUUGUCAGUUUUGAUCAUCUAAACAUUGGGGAAAACAGCGGUCAGGAAACUUUUUUUGUACAUAAAAUAAGUCUAUGUAGGGGAAAAAUUAGUAGGAAUUAGUUCUAUGCUGUUCAAAAGAAAAAGACCAAUCCUGUUUGACUAUGUAGCAUCUUUAAAAAUCAAAUAAAUCUCCCCCCAAAUUAUUGGAAA